Molecule: messenger RNA, 162 nt
Organism: Plasmopara halstedii
Lineage: Eukaryota; Oomycota; Peronosporomycetes; Peronosporales; Peronosporaceae
Exons: 2
Coding region: 1-162 (53 amino acids)
Source: RefSeq, a predicted model, not a curated record
AUGCUUCAAGUGCACCUGGGAGCCCGUAACACUCAAAGUGUUCCUUCCAUUCACAGUGUGCAGGUGCUACUAAGCCAGCUACAACGAGUGAUGUGUUCACUGUGCAACACUUCGAUGCUUUACAAAAUUCGUGGCGAGACAAUGUAUUUAUUCGUAAAUUGA